CCUUUUUAAUUCGUUGUUGGGAAGAAAAGGUGUGUAAAUUUCGUGAGCGUCACGAAAUUCAAUGAAAAUAAAAGAUAAACGAAAUGCAAAUCGAGCCAUCGAGUGUGCCAAGUGUGGAGGACACAAGUGGGCAUCAUUGACACCCGUAGGCAUGAAGAAGUGCUCGGAAUUACGGCUUAAACAAAUCGAAAUUCGCCAGCCACGUGGGCCUGCAGCUUGGUUAUCCCAUAUAUACGAGUUUACAAAGAGACAUUGAUGUUAUUAUUGUGUUUUUGCCCUCGUUGCAGCCAAUCUAAACCGCCAAGAUGGGUAAGGGUAACAAUAUGAUUCCGAAUCAGCACUACCACAAGUGGUGGCAGCGGCAUGUGAAGACCUGGUUCAACCAGCCGGCCCGCAAGGUCCGCAGGCAUGCGAACCGCGUCAAGAAGGCUAAGGCCGUCUUCCCCCGCCCAGCCAGCGGUGCCCUGCGCCCUGUGGUUCGCUGCCCCACCAUCCGCUACCACACCAAGCUGCGUGCCGGCCGUGGUUUCACCCUGGAGGAGCUGAAGGGUGCCGGCAUUGGCGCCAACUUCGCCAAGACCAUCGGCAUUGCCGUCGACAGGAGGCGCAAGAACAAAUCCCUGGAGUCCCGCCAGCGUAACAUCCAGCGCCUCAAGGAGUACCGCAGCAAGUUGAUCCUGUUCCCCAUCAACGAGAAGAAGAUCCGCGCCGGCGAGUCCUCUCUGGAGGAGUGCAAGCUGGCUACCCAGCUUAAGGGACCCGUCCUGCCCAUCAAAAAUGAGCAGCCCGCCGUGGUCGAGUUCCGUGAGGUGACCAAGGAUGAGAAGAAGUUCAAGGCCUUCGCCACGCUGCGCAAGGCUCGCACUGAUGCCCGUUUGGUCGGAAUCCGCGCCAAGCGCGCCAAGGAGGCCGCUGAGAGCGAGGACGCCGCCAAGGGAGACCCCAAGAAGGCCAAGAAGUAAACCACAUCUUAACCUGAUCGUUCUGUCUACAACAUCAACCAGAAUAAAAUCUUAGUUUUUCUUAAACGUGAAUAUUUGUGCACAUUGUUGUUAUUGUCGCGUCUGGCGUAAGACUUAUCGAUAACCCGUGUUGCUAUCGAUAAGUAGCUUUGGCGCGUUGAAUUCAAACUGGCGCGUUUGUUUUUAGCUGCUGCAUCCAAAAAAAGAAACGUAUGUUGCUUGCC
Molecule: messenger RNA, 1186 nt
Organism: Drosophila melanogaster (fruit fly)
Lineage: Eukaryota; Metazoa; Arthropoda; Insecta; Diptera; Drosophilidae
Gene: RpL13
Product: ribosomal protein L13
Exons: 3
Coding region: 306-962 (218 amino acids)
Biological process (GO): translation
Cellular component (GO): cytoplasm; ribosome
Molecular function (GO): structural constituent of ribosome
Source: RefSeq, marked reviewed